GGUUAGGUUGACACCUCGCAAGGGCAAGUACGCGCGAAAUACGCGCUCGCAAUUAGUCAAAGACCGCUCGACGAAUGAGGGGGAACGAGGAAGAACGCGUUUGCGCAAAUAUGAGUGGUGGGGGAACGCACGGACUGCGCAUGCGCGCGCUGCUUGGUGACGCUACCCGGUGCGCACAUAGCAAAGCCACGCUUCUCUCUGUGUCGCGUCACGUUCGCCGACUGUGCAGAUAUCGUUGUAAACAAGUGGCUUUUUAUCUAAAAAUAUUAUUGAUUAUAUUAUUAAACACGAGUCCAUCCGAUUAUCGAUAUCUCGAAUAAACUGGAGUAAAGAGCGCUAGGAAAAGUGAAGGUUGCGUCCCGUCAAAGUGACAAGAGACGACAGAUUUUCUCUUCCAUUUUGAAAGAACAAGUGGCAGAGGCAAAUCGGCGUUAUUUUUGCGAACGUACACACUUGUCAGUGUGAUUUUCGUUUUCGAUAUCAUCGGUGGUGAUUCGAAAAAAGAAAAAGGACAGCAGCGGAGUAAAGGGACAGAUAUCCGUACAGAUUCAUUUUGGGAGAAUUAUUUAGUGACCGGAUUAAAACGGCGUCGUUUCUAUACCUGACAUAAGUUACUUGCAUAUUUGGCAAAAGUUUUGACAUUGCAAUAAUUAAUUUUCGGAGAAAGAUUAUACGAGAGAAGUGAAGAAGUGUGUCGCUGUAGUUUAAAAGGGACAGAUAUCCUUAUUUUGGAGUAAGGAGAACACGUGAUCGUGUCGGCGUCCCUUUUCAUAUUUGGCGACGUGUUUUUACGUCGACAUUGUGACGGUGUUGCUUCCAUUAACUUCCAGAAGUUCGAUCUUUUUGCGCUUCUUCUACGAAACAUGAAGCUAAUCGUAAACGCGCUUGAUGAAAUUAAUGAUUAUCGCGACAAUUUUUACAAAGACUUAACGUUAUUCUCGUGUUUAUUGCUACGACCGUAUAUUUUGGACAAUUCCACAUCUUCGUUACCUCGUGAACAUCAGAAACGAUAGUGAUUCAUACAGCAGACAGGAUGUUCAGUUUUCACAAACCAAAGGUGUACCGAUCUAGUACAGGCUGUUGCAUUUGUAAAGCCAAAUCUAGCAGUUCGAGAUUCACAGACAGUAAAAAGUAUGAAGACGACUUUAUGCCAUGUUUUCAGCUUGAGGAGAGGCGUAGUGGUGAAAUAUGUAAUGCAUGUGUGCUUCUAGUUAAGAGAUUCAAGAAGCUACCUCCAGGAAGUAAUCGCAACUGGAAACAUGUUGUGGAUGCACGUGCCGGUCCAGGUAUUAAAUCGCUGACAAAAUUUAAAGCAAAAAAUAAAAGGAAACUUAAGGAUAAACCCGACAAGUUUCUCAAAAAGAAACACAUUUACAUAAAAACAGAGACAGAUCGAGAACAAAGUCCGGCGAUGAGCGAUGAUUUAACUGAAGAUUACAGAUUAACUGAUAGUAAAACUUCGAGCAGAUCAGAAAGUGCUUCAGACGACGACGAUAUUAAUGCUAGUGAAAAAUUGGAUCUCACUUCUGAAGAUCAAGAUAUUAAAGAAGAUGAUUUUUAUUUCAUUGAUUUAUCAUACUACAAAAGAGAAGUGAUUUGUUGCGGCAGUAUCUUCAAAGGUGCCAAUGGCGAGGUAAUGAUACAUCCUUCUUUUCUCAAACCCUGCAUAAGCUGUUUCACCAGGCGGCAGCUUACUGCUUCUUUGGCAUCCAUUAGCCCCAUUCACAGUUCGGCAUCUGUUAGUCCUGCUCAUAGCGUCGAAUCUACAUCAUCAUCAAAUACAGAAACAAAUUCCAAACAAAGUACCAAGACAUUCAGCGAUUCAUCAUCUGAUUCCGGUUACGACGAGUCUUCUAAUCAGUAUGAAAGCAAGAUAGCAAAGAACGUUCAGAUCAAAGAUGUGGAAAUGGAAGAAUCCAUAAGGUCCAUAGAGCUUGAACAAUUAUCGAAUUGCAAAUCCUUGCAAACUAUCAAUGUCGGUAAUCAGUCACACCAGUCGGUCUCUAAUUAAUGUCGGCCCUUCGUAGAAGGUUAAUUUAUUCCUUAUGAAAAAAUAUGCAUAAAUAUGUACAUAUAUACAUAUACAGGGUAUCCAUAA
Molecule: messenger RNA, 2098 nt
Organism: Nylanderia fulva
Lineage: Eukaryota; Metazoa; Arthropoda; Insecta; Hymenoptera; Formicidae
Product: SIN3-HDAC complex-associated factor
Biological process (GO): negative regulation of cell migration
Cellular component (GO): Sin3-type complex
Source: RefSeq, a predicted model, not a curated record